This is a messenger RNA of Folsomia candida, 2891 nucleotides long. RefSeq names its product pickpocket protein 28-like. The transcript is spliced from 18 exons. Gene Ontology annotation, cellular component: membrane. The record is from RefSeq and is a predicted model, not a curated record. Gene Ontology annotation, biological process: sodium ion transmembrane transport. The coding region runs from base 39 to 2360 and encodes 773 amino acids. Gene Ontology annotation, molecular function: ligand-gated sodium channel activity. Lineage: Eukaryota; Metazoa; Arthropoda; Collembola; Entomobryomorpha; Isotomidae.
CAUACAAAUGUGCAUGCUAUAGAAAUCCAGCAAGUCUGAUGGAUCCUUGGGCAACCCCGCAGUCAAAGAUCCUCACAAUUAUUAAUGAUGACUACAUGAAAAUGCUGCGGAAAGAGGAAGGUGCCCAACUGACUGCAGCAGUAAAGACCACCGACGACAAAAACGUCAAUGGCAACACUUUAGUCAAAAAGUUUCAAAAUUUGGUCCGCAGAAAUGGAAACGUAUUCAGUCGGGUAAAACUGAAGAGAAACAAUUCUUUCGGGGGGAGAAAGUCGUCUCAUCGUAUCAUCAACGUAGAAACUCAAAAGUCUUCUGCAGAUAACGUGACCAAUGUCGAUGGGAUAGCAAACAUGUCCUCCAACAAUGGCAAGCAGUCGACCGAUAGCGAAAUUCGUGGAAAGAAGAAAGGUUUUAAGGAUUCACUAAAAGAUGUCCAGUGGUGGAAUCCAGAGGAAGAAAGUAUGCCAAUUGACUUUUGCAGAGAUACGAGUCUUCACGGAUUAAAAUAUAUUGGCCAGCAAAAUCGACACAUUUCUGAAAGAAUUUUCUGGAUGGGAGCGUUCAUUCUUGGCCUAACAAUUGCAACCAUUUUAAUCACUGAUGUUUGGAACAAAUACAACAACAGCCCAAUUAUAGUUUCGUUCGAACCGACACAAAUAUCUGUGGACCGAGUCCCAUUUCCUGCAAUCACAGUCUGCAACAUGAACAAAGUGCUAAAAUCAAAAGCGGAAGAAUACAUUGCGAGAGCACAAAAUGAGGAUUCGUUUGACGCAAAAGCUGACGUAUUUUACUUGGACCAUGUUUGCACAGCGACAAAAAGUUUUACGAGUCAGUUCAAUUUUACUACUGGUUCGUACGGACCAAUUGUUCGAGCCCUUAUCAAAGAUGUUGAUUCGCUCGACUUGACAAAAGUUAACGAAUUUUUAAGAAAGGCGUCUCAAAACUGCAGUGACAUGAUACCCUUGUGUAUUUGGCAGGAUCAAGAAUAUAAAAACUGUUCACAACUAUUUCGACCAAUUGAGACAGAAUUUGGAAAAUGCUGUACUUUUAAUAUGAUGCCACAGUCAGAGCUGUACAAACUGAGGAACGAUACUCGUGACGACGAGACCGAAGUUAAGGAAUGGAUGCAAUGGAACGUUGAAAGCGGUGGGUCCGCCGGGGCUGAAGGGGUCUUGCUAAAUAACAAAAUUGGAAAUUUUCCUCGUCGCCAAAUGGAGGCUGGAAAAUCGUACGGACUUUCCUUCCUCCUUAAUCCCAAUUUGGAAGAGUAUUUUUGCACCACGUCAGAUUCUACGGGAUUUCGUUUACAAACUCAUUGGCCGACAGAUACGCCGCAUGUCACCGAUUUUGGGAUCAGUAUUCGUACCAAGGCUGAAGUUUUCGUUAAUGUGAAGCCCGAUAUUACGUUGGUGGACCCUUCAGUUUUUAAAUUCGACAAGAGUAUCAGACAAUGCUACAAACCGGGUGAAUAUGCGCUGCAGUAUUUCAAUUAUUACACCCCCAGCAACUGCGUCGACGAGUGUAUAGCAAACGAAACGCUGAAGGAAUGUAACUGCAAACGGUACUACAUGCCCAGGAGUGAUAAUCAAUCUCUUUGUGGAGGCAAUCGUGUCUGUGCUGAAAAUGUGAAAUUGAAUAUGACCAGAUUUGGGGCUAAAAGUGAGUGCAAUCAAUGUUUACCGAGUUGCAUGGAGAUUGGGUAUGAAUCUCAAACCACGUUGACACCCUUGCAAGAUAGUCUCUGGGUAAAUGAAGAUGGGACGCAGGACAGUUUCUCGAUUAAUGGCAACGUCACAAUCGUGCACGUCUUUAUCGGACAGGAUUCCACGUAUGCAAAAGUUCGGAAAGAAUUAUUCGGAACGACAGAUCUUUUAUCCAACACGGGUGGGCUAAUGGGGCUAUGCUUAGGAUUUAGUGGUUUGUCCCUCAUGGAAGUAAUUUACUUUUUCACCCUCCGUGCUUGGUGGGCAUCCAAAAGAAAGGACGAGAUUCGUAGGAAAGUAACCAAAAAGAUAAAAUCUGCGUGGGCUAAGGUCAAAACCCUCCAACUUUUCCGGAAUGGUCAGUCCGUCCUGGACAAACAGGCAGAACACGAAGUCCAAGAGUUGGAGAAAGCUGUGGGGUCUUCGCCAUGCAAAUUACACGUUUCUCCCGUCUACCAAAACGACACCUUUUCCGUCGAGAUGAGAAAUGAGACAAAUCAACAAAAUGAUAUCGGACUGGGUCAACGAAACAGAUUCGCAAAUUCUGCAAAAUCGGCAGAACGGCAUAAUCGGGAGAAUGUGAAUUCUGCAAAAAAUGAAGUAAAAAUUAGACCGGAUGUCGGCAUGAAUUAUAAAUCUAUUUUGGGCGAGAUUUAAAGAUCUUAUGAUCUGGAUAAUUAACUAAUUAUUCUAAUUUUUCUUUAAUAACUUGUAUGUAAAUAAUUGUCCAAGUUUUGGCAAAAAUUAACUUGAGUAAAUGUCAUAUGUUCUCGGAAGUCAUUCAUCUCGAGGUCACAUUGUAUCAAAUGACGCUAAUUUGUCCACCAGAUUGUCACUCUGAGCAGAAGACGCAAUAACCUUUCACGACACAUUUAAGUAGAGAAGGUUGGACAUUUGGUUAUUAUGCAGUGGCCGCGGAAGCUGUGGGGACAUGUGCGGAAAUUAAAAUUGUUAUGGGAUGGAGGGGUUUAUAUAACAUGGGGACAUCGAAUAACCGUGUGGACAUUGUCCCUCUGUCCCCUCAAGCUUCCGCGGCCACUGUUCUUACUUACAAUUAGUAUCCUGAUAUGCACAGAUAAUUUUCCUCAUCCACUUAUUUCCGAUAUCACCACCAUUUGAUUCGUCCCAUCAAGAUAAUUGACGUAAAUUGCAUCUUUAUCCCAUAUCCGAGUUCCCUAGAUCUUAUCA